Messenger RNA from Enhydra lutris kenyoni (northern sea otter), 2717 nucleotides. RefSeq names its product membrane palmitoylated protein 7 (gene MPP7). Lineage: Eukaryota; Metazoa; Chordata; Mammalia; Carnivora; Mustelidae. The record is from RefSeq and is a predicted model, not a curated record. Gene Ontology annotation, cellular component: plasma membrane; cell-cell junction. Gene Ontology annotation, molecular function: protein binding. Gene Ontology annotation, biological process: protein localization to adherens junction. The transcript has 16 exons. Bases 83 to 1813 code for a protein of 576 amino acids.
GCAGGCCUCUGGACUGGAAUUCUCCGUGGCUUUCUAAGUGGAGAGUGUCUGGUGUGUGCUGUCCGGGCCUGCGGUUUGCAUCAUGCCGGCCUUGUCAACAGGAGCUGGGAGCGACGCAGGUCUGUAUGAGCUGUUGGCUGCUCUGCCAGCCCAGCUGCAGCCACAUGUGGAUAGCCAGGAAGACCUGACCUUCCUCUGGGAUAUGUUUGGUGAAAAAAGCCUGCAUUCACUGGUAAAGAUUCACGAAAAACUCCACUACUACGAGAAGCAGAACCCCGUGCCCAUCCUCCACGGCGCAGCGGUCUUGGCCGAUGACCUAGCUGAAGAGCUUCAGAACAAGCCAUUAAACAGUGAGAUCAGAGAGCUGUUGAAACUACUGUCAAAACCCAAUGUGAAGGCUUUGCUCUCUGUACAUGAUACUGUGGCUCAGAAGAAUUACGAUCCUGUAUUACCGCCGAUGCCGGAUGAUAUCGAUGAUGAAGAAGACUCAGUAAAAAUCAUUCGUCUGGUCAAAAAUAGAGAACCCCUGGGAGCUACCAUUAAGAAAGACGAGCAGACUGGAGCCAUCGUUGUGGCUAGAAUCAUGAGAGGAGGUGCUGCGGAUAGAAGUGGUCUUAUACAUGUUGGUGAUGAACUUAGGGAAGUGAAUGGGAUUCCAGUCGAGGAUAAAAGGCCUGAGGAAAUAAUUCAGAUUUUGGCUCAGUCUCAGGGAGCAAUUACCUUUAAGAUUAUACCCAGCAUCAAAGAGGAGACUCCAUCUAAAGAAGGCAAGAUGUUUAUCAAAGCCCUCUUUGACUAUGACCCUAGUGAGGAUAAAGCAAUUCCAUGUAAGGAAGCUGGGCUUUCUUUCAAAAAGGGAGAUAUUCUUCAGAUUAUGAGCCAAGAUGAUGUUACGUGGUGGCAGGCAAAGCACGCGGAUGAUGCCAAUCCCAGGGCGGGCUUGAUUCCCUCAAAGCAUUUCCAGGAAAGGAGAUUGGCUCUGAGACGACCAGAAAUACUAGUUCAGCCCUUGAAAGUUUCCAACAGGAAAUCAUCUGGUUUUAGGAGAAGUUUUCGUCUUAGUAGGAAAGAUAAGAAAACAAAUAAGUCCAUGUAUGAAUGCAAGAAGAGUGACCAAUAUGACACCGCUGAUGUGCCCACAUAUGAGGAAGUGACACCGUAUCGGCGGCAAACGAAUGAAAAAUACCGGCUUGUAGUCCUGGUUGGUCCCGUGGGAGUAGGUCUGAAUGAACUGAAACGAAAGCUGCUCAUCAGCGACACCCAGCACUACGGAGUGACAGUGCCCCACACAACCAGAGCAAGAAGAAGCCAGGAGAGCGAUGGUGUGGAAUAUAUUUUCAUUUCCAAGCAUUUGUUUGAGACAGAUGUACAAAAUAACAAGUUUAUUGAAUACGGUGAAUAUAAAAACAACUACUAUGGCACAAGUAUAGACUCCGUGCGGUCUGUCCUUGCUAAAAACAAAGUUUGUUUGUUGGAUGUUCAGCCUCACACAGUGAAGCAUUUAAGGACCCUAGAAUUUAAGCCCUACGUGAUAUUUAUAAAGCCUCCAUCAAUAGAGCGCUUGAGGGAGACAAGAAAAAAUGCAAAGAUUAUUUCAAGCAGAGAUGACCAAGGUGCUGCAAAGCCUUUCACAGAAGAAGACUUUCAGGAAAUGAUUAAAUCUGCACAGAUAAUGGAAAAUCAGUAUGGUCAUCUUUUUGACAAAAUCAUAGUAAAUGAUGACCUCACCGUGGCAUUCAAUGAGCUGAAAACAACUUUUGACAAAUUAGAGACAGAGGCCCACUGGGUUCCAGUGAGCUGGUUACAUUCGUAACUAAGGGAAACUCCCACGAUCAGCGUUUUGUAGAGUGCAUGAUGAAAUCAGUUACUGUCCUGGUGGCAGGGUUUGUUAGUCUAUGUCACUGCUGUAGACAUGCAGUCUUGCUUAAAACUGAAUGUUGGUUUUGUUUGUAUCUUUCUCCAGCCUUACUUCAAGCACAGUAUUUGAAUAGAAGAUCCAGAAUCAAAAUUUGCAUAGUACCAUCUUUUGGGCAGAGCUUUUGAACCUUUUGGUUGUCUUUAACAUACAGCUGUAUCUCCAAGAGGAGGCUGGACUUUUCAGGGAGAAACAGCCAGGGAAUUGAUACUGGAGUUGUGCUUCGUUGGGUCUCAGAUGUGGUCCCUCCAUCAAGUCUGCACGCUCACAGCUGAAGGUAUGACCUUCACAGCCGUGAGCAGCUCCAGGCAAACAGGACAGCUUUGCCCUUCUUCGGAUGGGUCACUAGGCUCACCUGGGCUGACAGUAAGGCAUCCUCUUACUAUUCUAAAAGCGCAACCUUUUUCUUACAUAUCUACAAUAUAGUCAGUGUAUUUAAGGAAUUAUGACACAUUUGCCUUAGUGAGUGGCCUGCAUGUCAUAGCUUGAGAAGGCCUCUUAGGACUAUGGAUCGGUGUCUCAAAUAUUUAAUGAGGGAAGGUAAAACUUUAAAAUGAUUAUAUUUGUCACUAAAAGCCCUUCCUUAAUGGGAUUAGUCUUUGUAAGUAAGGUUGGUAUUCUCUUGGGGCAAGUCAUGGAUUACAAAGGACAUUUUUAUUUGUAAAUCAUCAGACAGGAUUUCUGCAGUCACCAUCCAAUAAAUCAUAAGAAUGUGAUUCCUAUUCCAAAAGUAGGUGUUUUACCUGUUACCAACACAGUUAAAAUGUGAUCAAUUUUCACAUGUGCAAUUGAUUUUAAAUUG